CCGCUCUAUAAACUAGCAUUACCAAGAGUGGCUCUAAGGUACAACUCUCCAAGAAACUUAACCUCCCGACUCUUCUGAAUCCUAAAGAUUUUGCAAGCCAGCAGCUUCAUUAUUUCAGUCGUAUAAUUGCAGGACUUAACAGCAGCUUAAAGAUGCCCGUCACUCGCAUGAGAAUGAGGCCUUGGCUAGAACAGCAGAUUGAAUCCAAUCUUUAUCCUGGACUUUCUUGGGUAAACAAGGAAGAAAUGAUUUUCCAGAUCCCUUGGAAGCACGCUGCUAGACAUGGAUGGGAUAUCAACAAAGACGCAUGUCUGUUUCGUAGCUGGGCUAUCCAUACAGGGAGACAUAAAAUUGGUGAAAAGGAAUCUGAUCCCAAAACAUGGAAGGCUAAUUUUCGGUGUGCGAUGAACUCUUUGCCUGACAUAGAAGAAGUUAAGGAUAAAAGCAUUUACAAAGGGUCUAGUGCAGUUAGAGUGUACAGGAUGCUUCCACCCCAAGUUAAAGUGGAGAGAAAAGAACGUAAAACCAAGUCACCUAGAGAUCCAAAAAGCAGACUAAAGAAAAAGGUUGAUGGCGAUGAAGAGGUGGAAACAGUAAAAAAAAAUAAUAACCUCCCAGGGGACCAUAGCAGCUACACCACUAAUGUGUUUACAGAAGCGGAAAUUCCCAGCACAGAUCUAUUAGCAGGGAUAAACGAUUGUGACGUCACCAGUAGUAUAUCAGAAUGGAGAAAUAGUUUGCAAAUAUCACCGGCUGAUAGCACAAACGACCUGUACCCUUUUCAAGUUUCACCUAUGUCAUCAUGUUCGGAAGCCACAGAGGAAGAUGAGGGAAUAAAUAUGCAAAGUGAGCUAUUUUUGAUGCAAGAGCAGAAGUCUGAAUGGCAGCCGAUGAACAUUGAUGGCAAUAGAUAUUAUACCAAUGAAUCUGGCAUGUCAAACAAUUGUCUAGGUGAACUCAACAUAAAUGAAUCUCUUGACGAAAUUAUUAAAGUGGCAGGAGAAAUAGAAGUCAGAUUUGCUGCUGAUCUUAAAAGUGGGCUGGACCUGAUUGAUUGGAUAGAUGCAGGAUUUCCACCACGAUCUGUAGGAUUAUCCACCAUGCAGUACGCUUUGUGAUCUUUAACAAGCUGUAAAUGAGACAUCAGAAUGAAAAAGAAAAAUGUAUCGGAUCGGAAAUACAUUUUUGGACUUUAUUUUCUUUUUGCUUAUGAUCAGCUAUUUGAAUGAACAAGUUCAGCGUUGUAUUUUGGCAUUUAGGAUAUCAUUCUGAACACUUUUACAAGGAACUUUUCACUACAGUGUGUCUGGCGGAAUGCGUCUUGGAAUACUUUAGUCACAUGUUUUUGUAUGUGACCCAAGAAUAGUAAUAUAAUAUUGCAUAUGCCAUAGAACGAGCCAUAUUUAACGAGCACUUAUUAUGAUAGCCUAUCUAAUAUGGUGUUGAUAUUGAACCAUACUGGGUCAUUUACUCAGAGUAAAAAAUGUGAAGGGAGUCAACAUUUUAGAUGUGAACAUAUUGAUGAAAAAAGUGGGACAGAAUAUUAACUGCGCCAGCAGGACUAGCGCAAGUUUAACGUGCAUUAAAGUAAAGAUGGGCUAAUAAGAAGAUGCAUCAAAUUCUUUAUUCCCAGCUUUAAUUACUUCAAAAUAGUGAUUCACACACACUUGUUUGUUUCAGCAUCACAUGUUGUUAUGCUCAUCAGGCUUAAGUGAAUCUUUACCAGUUGUCUAGUAAGCAUUAUUUACAUAAAAAAGUUAUUCAUCAUGUGAACAAGUCAAAUAUUAGCAUUAUCAUAUCCUAAUCCUACACUUUUUAACACACAUUAAAAACAGCUGCUUUAAAUAUGUCUUCAUUUUGUAGGAUAACCUAAAAUUGUUUGUGAGCUAGCAGUUAUCAACCCCAUUGAGAUCUGUAAACACAUUUGUAAGCUGUCAUUCACUCAUACUCUGUAAAUACUGCUGUAGUCGUCGUAUCCUGAAAUGGCACACAGAUAAAUUGUAAAUAAUGCCCUGUGUCUCUGUAUAGAAGCACCGUGUUACUGUAAAUAUGUACAUUGUAUAUAAAGAAGUUUAUUAGUUUGAAUAAAAAAUGUAUUUGUUGAAAAA
This is a messenger RNA of Bombina bombina (fire-bellied toad), 2108 nucleotides long. RefSeq names its product interferon regulatory factor 1 (gene IRF1). The record is from RefSeq and is a predicted model, not a curated record. The transcript is spliced from 10 exons. Lineage: Eukaryota; Metazoa; Chordata; Amphibia; Anura; Bombinatoridae. Gene Ontology annotation, cellular component: nucleus. Gene Ontology annotation, molecular function: DNA-binding transcription factor activity, RNA polymerase II-specific; RNA polymerase II cis-regulatory region sequence-specific DNA binding. Bases 153 to 1118 code for a protein of 321 amino acids. Gene Ontology annotation, biological process: immune system process; regulation of transcription by RNA polymerase II.